AUGGAAUGCCUGUGGCUGUACUCUCUGUGCCAGUGUAUCCUUUCUGUAGCUGUAAUUGUGGUGAGUGUGAGGUUAUGUAUGGCGGUGAGUGGCAGUGGAACAGAGGCAGACGUUCAGGAGGGAACCCAGGGUUCUUGGCCCCAACCUGGGAGUGUGUCAUGCUGUCUUCAGCUGUGCCUGGGCUGGGUGGGAGCCAUUGGGGGUGCGGUGGGGGUUCCUGUGGCUGUGUUUCUCACCCUGCGAACCCCACAGUGUCUGUACACCUGUAUAACUCUGGUGUGUAGCCCAUUGCUGGUGAGGCAGUUUACCAUGUUCCUGUUAAUGCUGCUGACACUGGACGCUCACCUGCAGCAUCACUUGGCUAAAAGGUACUCCACAGUGGUGACCCGUCAACGAGCUCUAUGUGUGGUCCUGCUCUGCUGGGUGGCCUCUGUUCUGUCCUCCUUCGCCCAGUUCAUUGGCUCAGAUGUCCUCGACACCUGGAGAGAUGAUGCAACUGGCCAACAUACAGCUGGCCUUGGAAUGUAUGGCAAUCGGACAACCGCUUUACCCACUUCCCCACCCCCAAAGUACCAUCACGACCGUAAGGUCAUUGGAAGGUUUCUUCCUUAUGGAGGCUUCCUGUCAAAGUUUUAUGUGGAGGACAUGCAUAACUUCACCUAUGCUGAAAUUCACAGCAGUCACUGGGUAGUGUGUGCCCCUGACAUCAUUCUCAGCCCCCACUUCUUAUUCUAUGUCUAUGGGAUGACAGUGUUCUUGCUCCCCCUGCUUUGCCUACUGGCCAUUUACCUUGACCUACUACGCAUGAAGCCCAGAAAGACUCCUUUUAGUCAUGCAGACCCUCCUAAACAUGACUCCUCCAGGGUACGCUCCCUGGCUCUGUCCCUCUCUCUUUUAGUUCUGUUGUGCCUGCCAAUCCAAAUCAUCCAUGCUCUCUUGCUCUUCUCCCCCAAAACCAAACUUCCUUUUUGGGCUCAUGCAAUGGCCAUGUUCCUUUUCCAGCUGUACAGUAUUGUGCCUCAGCUUCUUUUCACUCCUCCUAAGAAACAAUUGAGUGAAGAACAGGCAUCGUUUCCUCUCUCUGUCCCCCGCCUUCCACCUGCAGCAGCUCCAUGGUUUCCAGCCAAACACUCCCUUAAAGCCAAAGUGUGCCCAGAGGUUUGA
Messenger RNA from Scomber japonicus (chub mackerel), 1164 nucleotides. RefSeq names its product adenosine receptor A1-like. Bases 1 to 1164 code for a protein of 387 amino acids. Gene Ontology annotation, biological process: G protein-coupled receptor signaling pathway. NCBI's taxonomy places the organism in Eukaryota, Metazoa, Chordata, Actinopteri, Scombriformes, Scombridae. The record is from RefSeq and is a predicted model, not a curated record. The transcript has 3 exons. Gene Ontology annotation, molecular function: G protein-coupled receptor activity. Gene Ontology annotation, cellular component: membrane.